Capronia coronata CBS 617.96 is the source of this 1290-nucleotide messenger RNA. Its product is annotated as zinc-finger protein CreA/MIG. Gene Ontology annotation, cellular component: cytoplasm; nucleus. Bases 1 to 1290 code for a protein of 429 amino acids. Gene Ontology annotation, molecular function: RNA polymerase II cis-regulatory region sequence-specific DNA binding. The transcript has a single exon. The record is from RefSeq and is a predicted model, not a curated record. Lineage: Eukaryota; Fungi; Ascomycota; Eurotiomycetes; Chaetothyriales; Herpotrichiellaceae.
AUGCAACGCUCUUCGUCUGCAGUAGACUUUACUGCCAUCCUCAAUCCCACUCCUCCUUCUUCCGAACCUGUAACUCCCUCGCAAGAGACGCUUCCUACAACCACUGCCACCUCCACGAGUGCCUCAACCACCACCCAGACCGACAACAACAUGGCCGCCGCCGUCAGCCUGAUGCCUACUGCGGUAGUUCCGCAGUCGAACCACAACGAGGAGAGGCAGGAUCUGCCUCGCCCGUACAAGUGUCCGCUUUGCGAUCGAGCCUUCCACCGCUUGGAGCAUCAAACGAGACACAUUCGAACACACACCGGAGAGAAGCCUCAUGCCUGCCAGUUCCCUGGCUGUAGUAAACGCUUCAGUCGCUCCGACGAGUUGACUCGGCAUUCGCGCAUCCACAACAAUCCCAACUCUCGGCGAAACCAGAAGACUCAUCAAGUUGCCGCUGCUGCGGCCCUGGCUGGUCUUCAGGAUGGAUCGAACCAAGGCUUGGGCUCUCCGGCGCAUAUGAUGCCGCCGCCCAACAACAAGAAUAGUCUAGCCAGGUCUGCGCCUGCUUCUGCCAUCGGCUCGCCGAAUGUCUCCCCUCCUCACUCUUUCGCUGGCAUCCACUCUUCCCACGGUCCUCAUGUGCCCACGCACCUAGGACCUUAUGGACGAAGUGAUGAUCGGAAUGCGAUGGACAUCAAUCUUCUCGCUACAGCGGCUUCGCAGGUUGAGCGAGACGAGCAUGUCACGAGGGUGCCCUACCAGCAUCAGCAUCAUUUAUUCAGUCACCGCUCGCACAACAGCAACGGCCGUCUGCCGUCCCUAUCCGCAUAUGCCAUUUCUCACUCCAUGUCGAGGUCUCAUUCGCAAGAAGGACACGAAGACGACCACCGCGCGAAGAAGUCGAGGCCCAAUUCGCCUCAUUCCACCGCUCCUUCAUCGCCGACCUUUUCUCACGCCUCAAUCUCACCAACUCCUGAUCACACGCCGCUCGCCACUCCUGGCCAUUCUCCUCGCCUUCGGCCCCAUGGCAGCGACAUCCAGCUCCCAGGUCUCCGCCAUCUUUCUUUAGGCCACACACCGCUUCUGGCACCGAUGGAGCCUCAAGCCGAUGGGUCAUACUCACACAUUCCACCACCUCAGCACUCAGGCCCGUCCAUCGCCGACAUUGUCACUGGAACCCAACGGAAACUGCCUGUGCCUCAGCUCCCAAAACUUGGAGUUUCUGAAAUGCUGGGCAUACCUGCAGGGCUGAGCUCCGGCGAAUCAAGUACAGCGGCAUCAAUCAACGGAGACUUUGGUCGGUGA